This is a messenger RNA of Megalops cyprinoides (Indo-Pacific tarpon), 1761 nucleotides long. RefSeq names its product phosphoglycerate dehydrogenase (gene phgdh). Gene Ontology annotation, molecular function: NAD binding; phosphoglycerate dehydrogenase activity. The transcript is spliced from 12 exons. Gene Ontology annotation, biological process: L-serine biosynthetic process. The record is from RefSeq and is a predicted model, not a curated record. NCBI's taxonomy places the organism in Eukaryota, Metazoa, Chordata, Actinopteri, Elopiformes, Megalopidae. The coding region runs from base 80 to 1672 and encodes 530 amino acids.
UUGCGAGUCAGGCAAGUUACGCAAGAGAGUGCCCAUUCAUUCGGAAAGCUGUCUCCCCUCUAUUGAGAAGAGCAACAAAAUGGCCCCGGUUUCCAUCAGACGGAUUUUGAUCAGUGAAAGUGUCGAUCCCUGCUGCAAGAAGAUUCUGCAAGAAAAUGGCAUUCAGGUCACGGAAAGGCAAAACAUGAGCAAGGAUGAGCUCGUCGCUGAAAUUAAGGACUAUGACGGUCUUGUUGUUCGAUCUGCUACAAAAGUAACAGCCGAAAUCAUCAAUGCGGCUGACAGCCUCAAGAUAAUCGGUAGAGCUGGGACCGGCGUUGACAACGUGGACGUGAAUGCAGCCACAAAGAAUGGCAUUAUCGUCAUGAACACUCCAAGUGGCAACACUAUCAGUGCUGCGGAGCUGACAUGUGCCCUAAUAAUGAGUCUCUCCAGGCACGUGCCACAGGCGGCCAUGUCCAUGAAGGCGGGGAACUGGGAUCGUAAAAAGUUCAUGGGCGCGGAGCUGUACGGCAAAAUUCUUGGAAUAGUUGGGCUCGGACGGAUCGGGAAGGAAGUGGCCACCAGGAUGCAGUCGUUUGGAAUGAAGACCAUUGGCUACGAUCCCAUCACCCCCCCUGAAGUCUCCGCCUCCUGGGGGGUGGAGCAGAUGUCUCUGGAGGAGCUGUGGCCUCAGUGUGAUUACAUCACUGUGCACACCCCCCUAAUGCCCUCCACAACAGGGCUGCUGAACGAUGCCUCUUUUGCCAAGUGCAAGAGGGGAGUGAAGGUGGUGAACUGCGCCCGCGGGGGCAUCAUCGACGAGGCCGCGCUGCUCAGGGCGCUGGAGUCUGGCCAGUGCGGAGGCGCCGGUCUCGACGUGUUUGUUGAGGAGCCGCCUAAGGACCGCGCCUUGGUGAACCACCCCUGCGUGAUCAGCUGCCCCCACCUGGGGGCCAGCACCCGGGAGGCACAGGCGCGCUGCGGACAGGACAUCGCCCUGCAGAUCGUCGACAUGCUGAAGGGCAAGGCCCUGGUGGGGGCGGUGAACGCCCAGGUGCUGGCCAGUACAUUCUCCCCCGAGUCCCACCAGUGGAUCAAGCUGGGAGAGGCCCUGGGCUCGGUGCUGAGGUCAUGCACCACUUCAAAACAACCCUAUGGUCAAGUGCAGGUCACAACCCUCGGAGAAUCCCUGAAGAAUUCCUCUGGAUUCCUGGGCUCAGCUGUUGUGGUGGGAUUGCUGAAGGAUGGCUCCAGGAGCAGCCCUAACCUGGUCAACGCCCUCACUCUGGCUCAGGAGACUGGAAUCACGGUCACCAGAAACCAUGGCGACGGAGGCCAAGGGCAGGCCCGGGGAUCGUGCGUGGUGGAGGUCUCCACCAACGGGUCCAGCUGGAAGGCUAUUGGCUCGGUCCAGGGGGACGUCCCCGUCCUUCUGGAGCUGAAUGGCAACGUCUUCCGACAGCCUGUCCCUCUUCUCGGGAACCUGCUGUUCUUCAAGGCCGCUGCCAACCCCCAGCUCCUGCCCGACGUCACUGGUGUGCUGGCGGCCGCGGGCGUGGCGGUAGAGUCGUUCAGCGCCUCGGCGGCCCGCGGAGGGGACCAGUGGUGCUGCGUGGGGCUCUCCUCGCCCCUGAGGGACCUGGGCACCCUGAAGCCGCUGGUGAAAGAAGCCGUGCAGCUCUCCCUGUAGACACCUCUGAGGGAUUUCACUGCAGACCUGAGGGACCUGCCCUCGUAUGCCUUAAACCCCACCUUUAAACGUGGCAUUCAGCGUUUGGA